AAAGCUAAAACAGUCUCUGGUUUGGUUUUCCAAACGGUGGUCUUUCUUACCACUUGCUGUAUCAGAAAAAGUCCUAAACCCAGAAACAACAAUCAAAGCAAAUAAUCAAACAUGAAACGACAAAUCCACCAUUGUUCUCCAAGAAAAAAAUUACUAUAAUACUCAGAAUCAAAAUCCUGUACUCAAAAAUUAUUUUUUAAUAUUAUAGAUCUGUAAUUCGGUGAAUAAAUUCAAUUACUUUUAAUCAAAUGCAACCCAACCUAGUAGCUUUUCCACCAUUUCUUGUCCACCGCUGCCCACUGUCUUGAGAAGAAUCAAAACGAUCUCUCUCUCUCACACACACACAAACACACACCAUGUAUAUGUACCUAUAUAUAUGACACCACCCAAAAACCACCUUCAAAUCCUACUGUUCUCAAAACCCCGAACUUAAAUUCUCUGUUUCUCUCAGUCUUUUAAACAUAAUGGAAGCUGCCAAUCAUAUGGGUGCGGUGGUUCACCCGGCUACGAUCCCGGCCUGCCAGUCAAGCGGUAGCCUAGGCCGGCACAUAGCUCGGAGACUGGUCCAAAUCGGCGUGAAAGACGUCUUCUCCGUUCCCGGCGACUUCAACUUGGCGUUACUGGAUCACUUACUAGCCGAACCGGAGCUUAAUUUAGUUGGCUGCUGCAACGAGCUGAACGCCGGCUACGCCGCCGAUGGUUACGCACGUGCGAGGGGCGUGGGGGCCUGUGUGGUCACGUUUACUGUGGGUGGGCUCAGUGUGCUCAACGCCAUCGCUGGGGCCUACAGUGAGAACUUGCCGGUGAUCUGUAUUGUGGGUGGGCCCAACUCCAAUGAUUACGGGACUAAUCGGAUUUUGCAUCAUACUAUUGGGUUGCCGGAUUUUACUCAGGAGCUUCGGUGUUUUCAGACCAUUACUUGUACUCAGGCAGUGGUGAAUUACUUGGAUGAUGCACAUGAGCAGAUUGACACUGCAAUUUCAACUGCUUUAAAGGAGUGCAAGCCUGCUUACAUUAGCAUAAGUUGCAAUUUGCCUGGACUUCCUCAUCCAACUUUUGCUAGAGAGCCAGUCCCAUUCUCUCUUGCACCAAAGCUCAGCAAUCAGUUAGGACUAGAAGCAGCAGUGGAAGCGACAGCAGAGUUUCUGAACAAGGCUGUAAAACCUGUUCUUGUUGCAGGCCCCAAGCUGAGGGUUGCAAAGGCACAACAGGCCUUUGUAGAGCUUGCAGAUGCAUGUGAGUAUCCCAUAGCUGUGAUGCCGUCAGGUAAGGGACUUGUGCCAGAACAACAUCCACACUUCAUCGGGACAUACUGGGGUGCUGUCAGUACCGGCUUUUGUGGGGAGAUAGUUGAAUCUGCUGAUGCCUAUGUUUUCAUUGGCCCCAUCUUCAACGACUAUAGUUCUGUUGGAUACUCAUUGCUGAUCAAGAAAGAGAAAGCAGUGAUAGUUCAGCCCAAUCGAGUGACCAUUGGUAAUGGUCCUUCCUUUGGCUGGGUUUUCAUGAAGGAUUUCUUAACUGCUUUGGCCAAAAAGCUGAAGAAGAACAGCACAGCUAUGGAGAAUUACCGUAGGAUUUAUGUCCCUCCCGGGAUUGCAUUUAAGCAUGAAAAGGAUGAACUUCUCAGAGUCAACAUUCUCUUCAAGCACAUCCAGGGGAUGCUGACUGGAGACACUGCUGUAAUUGCGGAGACAGGGGAUUCAUGGUUCAAUUGUCAGAAACUCCGUCUCCCUGGAAAUUGCGGUUAUGAAUUUCAGAUGCAGUAUGGAUCCAUUGGAUGGUCAGUAGGUGCCACUCUCGGUUAUGCUCAGGCAGCCAAAUACAAGCGCGUUAUUGCAUGCAUUGGUGAUGGAAGUUUUCAGGUGACAGCUCAGGAUGUUUCAACGAUGAUUCGAUGUGAACAAAGGAGCAUUAUAUUCCUGAUCAACAAUGGUGGUUAUACAAUAGAAGUAGAGAUUCAUGAUGGCCCUUACAAUGUGAUCAAGAAUUGGGACUACACAGGCCUUGUAAAUGCCAUCCACAAUGGUGAAGGCAAAUGCUGGACUACCAGGGUGCGAACGGAGGAUGAGCUAACAGAAGCAAUUGCAACGGCAACAGGAGCACAGAAGGAUUCAUUAUGUUUCAUUGAAGUGGUGGUGCACAGGGAUGACACUAGCAAAGAGCUGCUGGAAUGGGGUUCCCGAGUUGCUACUGCCAAUAGCCGCCCUCCAAAUCCUCAAUAGAACUAUAAAUAUGUAACUUUCUGAUUCUAUACCAAAAGUUAGUACAAGAUAAGCUUUAAGUUAUGACUUAAUUUUGUGGGCGUUAUGUACAAGAAAAUGGAACCAUUGGGCAUCCAUCUUAUGAUAUAUCUUGACUGAUGCUUUUAUGAUAUAUGGUUGUAAUUUCAUGCAAAUUGAAUCAUAAUCUCACGAGAUUGCGUCGUACUUUCCACUUUUAUUUUGUAAAAACUUUUCAGUAUGAUAUCGAAUUCUGUG
Messenger RNA from Ilex paraguariensis (yerba mate), 2477 nucleotides. Lineage: Eukaryota; Viridiplantae; Streptophyta; Magnoliopsida; Aquifoliales; Aquifoliaceae. The record is from the annotation of a GenBank genome assembly.